GGCGCUGCGCUCCUCCUGCAUUCACAUGCCAACAGACUUAAAGUCGCACAGAAGAAGUCUUUAAACUGCCGCUGAGGAACCCACGAAUAUUAUUUUCACGCAUUUAUUAUUUUAUUUAGUGAAAUUAAAUCAUGGCGUCAACAAAAGAGCUUUUAGAGAUGGAUCUUUACGCUUUAUUGGGGAUUGAAUCGACCGCAACAGAGAAACAGAUCAAGAAAGCGUACCGACAGAAAGCGCUGUCCUGCCAUCCUGAUAAAAACCCCGAUAAUCCCAAAGCUGCGGAGCUCUUCCACCAGCUGUCUCAGGCUCUGGAGGUUUUGACAGACGCCGCUGCCAAGGCUGCUUACGACAAGAUCCGUGCUGCUAAAAAACAAGCCGAGGAGAGAAACAGAAAGCUAGAUGACAAGAGGAAGAAGAUUAAACUCGAUUUGGAGGCGCGUGAGCAACAGGCAGAUAAUGUGAAAGUAGAAGAGGUUAAAAUCACCCGCACGUUAGAAGAGGAGAUCAUCCGUCUGCGGGAGGAGGGAUCACGAGAACUACAGGAGCAACAGAGACUCAUACGAGAGCAGAUCCAGAGAGAGAGAGACAUAAACACAGGCACAGACUCUUCAGCAGUGCAUCAGGGUAACAGCGACGUGACUCCUAAAUUAAAGCUGAAGUGGAAGUGUAAAAAAGACGACGCCAGCAACGCCGGCUAUUCUCACGAAUGCCUUCAAAGCCUCUUCCAAAAGGUGAGUCUGGAAUGGUUUGUUCUCCAGCUGAUGGCUGUUGAUGAGUUGAAUCUGAUCAGCUGUGCUCUCAAUCAGGACCUGGCGUUUAAAAACGAGACCGGUCUGAGUGGAAACCCUCUGAAAAUCACAUGGCUGGAAGGACAACCGGCCCAAGCAUCACAUAUCGACUCCUUCACCUCACAACAGAGCUGUCUGCGCAGCGAGCGUGAUUACGAGAGCGUGGUGCUGAUGAGACUCAGACAGGCGGAAGAGAGGAAGAGGCUGAUCGAGGAGAUGAAGAGGCAGGAGGAAGAGGACGAGACGGCGUGACUCACACAAACUCACUUCUCUCGCAGCAUUUUACCUGGAUUUUACAACAAUUAAACUCCCACUGAUCAAUAAAGCCUUUUGAUGAAUAUUUUAUAGUGCUUUUCUGACAAGUCCAGUCGUAUUUAUUUCUGUUUUCAGAUCUGUUCAGUUCAGAUCAACUGUCAAUGUUGUAGAGUUCAUCAAUUCUGAAACGAGUUCAGUUUAGCUCUACGAGAGACAAUAGUGUCAUUCUAUGAAAGUAAAGAAAUAUGGGAAUGAAAACUCUUUUGUUUUUAGUGUUUAAUCCUCC
Molecule: messenger RNA, 1329 nt
Organism: Sinocyclocheilus rhinocerous
Lineage: Eukaryota; Metazoa; Chordata; Actinopteri; Cypriniformes; Cyprinidae
Gene: dnajc17
Product: DnaJ (Hsp40) homolog, subfamily C, member 17
Exons: 10
Coding region: 132-1040 (302 amino acids)
Biological process (GO): spliceosomal complex disassembly
Cellular component (GO): spliceosomal complex
Source: RefSeq, a predicted model, not a curated record